Molecule: messenger RNA, 1035 nt
Organism: Vicia villosa (hairy vetch)
Lineage: Eukaryota; Viridiplantae; Streptophyta; Magnoliopsida; Fabales; Fabaceae
Product: extensin-like
Exons: 2
Coding region: 41-715 (224 amino acids)
Biological process (GO): plant-type cell wall organization
Molecular function (GO): structural constituent of cell wall
Source: RefSeq, a predicted model, not a curated record
CAUUCUUUCAAAGAAACAAAACACACUAGUAAGAAAAACAAUGAGGUCUCUAAUGGCCUCCUCAGCUUCUCUUAUUAUUGCAUUAGCCAUACUCUUCCUCAGUUUCCCAUAUGAAAUUUCAGCAAAAGACUAUUCUUACUCCUCACCGCCACCACCAAAGGAUCCAUACCAUUACUCAUCUCCUCCACCUCCACCAGUUCACACCUACCCUCCUCAUCCACACCCAAUCUACCGCGAUCCACCACCACCGGUUCACACCUACCCUCCUCAUCCACACCCAAUCUACCGCGAUCCACCACCACCGGUUCACACCUACCCUCCCCAGCACCCAGUCUACCACUCUCCUCCACCACCAACACCGCACAAGAAGCCAUACAAGUAUCCAUCUCCUCCACCACCACCAGUGCACACCUACCCUCAUCCUCACCCUGUCUACCAUUCCCCACCACCACCACACAAGAAGCCAUACAAGUACUCAUCUCCCCCACCACCACCAGUUCACACCUACCCUCACCCACACCCAGUCUACCACUCUCCACCACCACCAACACCUCACAAGAAACCAUACAAGUAUCCAUCAUCACCACCACCACCAGUUCACACCUAUCCACCUCAUGUUCCCCAUCCAGUUUACCAUUCUCCUCCUCCACCAGUCUCUUCCCCACCUCCACCAGCCUAUUACUACAAAUCACCUCCUCCACCUUACCACCACUAGAUAGCUUAUCAUUGGCAUCACACUAUAUGGAUCUAAGCAGAAAGUGUGAAGGCAAAGAAAGCCAUGAACAAAGAAGAUCGAGGGGAUUCUUCACAAAUAUAUUCCGUCAGUCAUUGGUUAAUAUUGUUUAGAGGGUUGCUUUUAUUUAUUUAAUUUGUGUUUUUGUUGAAUUAGCCACAGCUAGAAGGCACUGCCUCUAUAUGCAUGCGUCUGCAGUUGUUUGCGUGAAUUGUAAUUUUCAAAGUUUGGUUUUGUAUCAAGCAGACUGACAAGCUAAAUAAAUAUUUAUUCCCUAUUAUAGUAAUCUGCCUCUUGCAUCU